Messenger RNA from Centrocercus urophasianus (Greater sage-grouse), 1750 nucleotides. It is a transcript of the gene TPGS1, whose product is annotated as tubulin polyglutamylase complex subunit 1. Gene Ontology annotation, molecular function: microtubule binding. Lineage: Eukaryota; Metazoa; Chordata; Aves; Galliformes; Phasianidae. The transcript has 2 exons. Gene Ontology annotation, biological process: protein polyglutamylation. Bases 1 to 837 code for a protein of 278 amino acids. The record is from RefSeq and is a predicted model, not a curated record.
AUGGCGACGUACGAGAAGCGGCGGGCGGCGGCGGCGGCCACCCCGACCACGGCGGCGAGCAGCGGGCUGGGGGACGAGGAGGAAUUCCUGCUGCAAGCUGACGUCACCGCCAUGGUGCGGGAGGCGCUGCUGAAGGUGCUGGAGGCGCGGCCCGAAGAGCCUGUCUCUUUUUUGGCCGACUACUUCGAGCGGUUGGUGCUGGGCAGCUCCGGCGCAGCGGCCGAGGCGGCCGCAGAACUCUCGGGGCCGAUGCAGCGCCUGUCCCGGGCGCUGUGGUACGUGCGCUUGGCUCACCACUCCCACAGGACGGCGUUCAACAACAACAUCAGCACGGCCUAUGAGGUCCUGGGGGCCGGCGGGCGGCGGCGGAGGCUGGGCGUGGAUGGGCGGCUGUACAGUGAGCUGCUGCGGCGCAUCUGUCAGCACGGGGACGCACCCCAGGAGGUGGCUGCUGCGUUGCUGCAGAGGGUGCAGUGCCGGGACCACGAGGCUGUGCCCUUCGAUGUCUUCCGUUACGGCGUCCUCACCUGCUUUGUGCUGCUGGAGUUUGUGACCAAGGCAAGGAUGCUGUAUGAUGUCCUGGAUAACGGUGCCGGUGUGGCAGACAAGAGUGUCUGCCAAGCUGUCCUGUGUACGUUGGAGGAGGCACUGGGAGCCAGCAGCCUUUCUGUGCCUGUCCGUUAUCUGGAGGCAGGCUCCAGGUUGGGGCCAGACUGCUUGGCCUUGGCCAUGGACCGGGCACUGCAGGAGAGGAAACUCAGCACCACUAUGAGCAGAGAAGAAUUCCUGAAGAAAGCUACGGCCUUAUUUGUUGCAAAAGUGAAACCUGUUGAGUAACGUUCAGGUGGGAACAACAUUUGCUGGAUUCCCUACAUGGUUCAAACAGCACUUUGUGUCGAGGAGAAGGCUCUACUCCCUGAAACUGGCUGGGCAGCGAGGCUUGGGUGUGCAACUCAGGUGAGCCCUGAGUCUGCUUGAUGAGAGACUGCUGAUUUCCAUGCUCCAUUUCUUGCUCUGAGCAGUACCAGUGCCCACUCACCUCUAGAGCUUGAUGUUCCCAUGUCCUGGUGUGCCUCUCCUGAAUGUAGCUCCUCUAUUUCCAGCUGGCUUCAGUAAGCCUUUUUUUCAGGCAUUAAGUGGGAACUGUAAACUGUAGGGCAGUCUUAGUAAUUAAAAACAACGCAGAGUUAAUUAACUACGGGUCUGGAUCUCCUGUGAUGCCAUCCUAGCCCUGAUGAUGCUGUGUUUGUGCAGCCUCAGUGGGGAGCUUUGCCUUUACAUUUGGAUUGAUUUCAUCCCUGCCUCUGAAUGAUGGUUAUCUACCUUGCAGCCUAUUGUGACGACUCAGAGGCAAACACAGGGUUGAUAUGAAGCAUGAAAUAAAGCAUUACUUGACAGACAAAAUGUUUUAAAUGCAGAGAAGAUAAGUGGCUGGGAGGAGCUGCUUGCUGCUUGCUGGAAAGCUGUUGGCAAGCAGCUGCUCUCUUUCCUUGUUCUGUGUUUACCAAACCGCCUCCAGCUCUGCAAUCCAGAUGCUGGAGAUGAAGGUUCAUACUUGAAUAGUAAUUUUCCCAAGGAAAACUGUGGAGUGCUGCUGAUGUGGGACUUACAGCACCAAAAGACAAAAACAAACUUCAUUCCUUUAGAGGCCGCUUUGCUUGUGAGGUGUGUUGAGCUGUACGAGUAUUUAUUUGAAUUUAUCUCUUUUAAUUAUGCUGCGCAAUGAUUGAUGUACAGUCAAACAUUAAAG